Molecule: messenger RNA, 201 nt
Organism: Blepharisma stoltei
Lineage: Eukaryota; Ciliophora; Heterotrichea; Heterotrichida; Blepharismidae
Source: the annotation of a GenBank genome assembly
AUGGGAAGCUCACCAAGCUGCUUUCCAAAUCGACAUCAAAGGCCAUCGUUCAGAUGUUCGAGAAGACUACAAAGAAGUGACACAAAUUCCAGUCCUGGAAGAAGGGAUAUGGACCGUUUUAAAAUACUGAGUUCUGCAUUAAAUGGGUGCAAGAUCCAUACAAAUUGAAAAAGAGAGUUAGUUAAUUGGGCUAACUGCUAA